Molecule: messenger RNA, 720 nt
Organism: Harpegnathos saltator (Jerdon's jumping ant)
Lineage: Eukaryota; Metazoa; Arthropoda; Insecta; Hymenoptera; Formicidae
Product: protein hunchback-like
Exons: 2
Source: RefSeq, a predicted model, not a curated record
AUGACGGAGAACUACGAUCCGGGUGAAGGCCCUUCCAGCGGCAACUUAGACGACAAAUGCGCAAUUUGCGACUUUACUACAAACAACAGGGAAGAGAUCAUUGAGCAUUUGAACAAUCACAUCAUAUCUCGGAGCAACAUUAGCGUGGAACAAAUCAACAUGGUGUCAACGCAGCUGAGAUACUUUCACAACCAGGAGAACCGCGACUCAUCGUCGCGGGACGGCCAUAAGACAAAUAGCUACAACAAUGAGCCGGGAGUGCCCCAUAUAAAUUUACAAGGCAAGAUGAAGACUUUCCUCUGCAAGAACUGCGGCUUCAAGGCGGUGACGAAGCUUGAGUAUUGGAACCACAUACGGAUCCACAUUAAGCCCAACAAGAUGAUGAGCUGCUACAAAUGCCCGUUUGUCACGGAAUACAAGCACCACUUGGAGUACCAUUUGCUGAAUCACACUGGCUCGAAACCAUACAAGUGCUCCAUAUGUUCGUAUACAUGCGUGAACAAGUCGAUGUUGAACAGUCACAUGAAGUCGCACUCGACCAUCUAUCAAUACAGGUGUAAAAACUGUGAUUACGCCACCAAGUACUGCCAUACGUUGAAACAGCACCUGCGCAAAUAUAAUCACGAGCCGGCGGAAGUGUUGAACGCGGACGGUACGUUGAGCCCGAUAGUGAUCGACGUUUACGGUACGAGACGCGGACCUAGGCGAAGACUAAACAAG